Gossypium arboreum is the source of this 357-nucleotide messenger RNA. RefSeq lists its product as uncharacterized. The transcript has 2 exons. The record is from RefSeq and is a predicted model, not a curated record. NCBI's taxonomy places the organism in Eukaryota, Viridiplantae, Streptophyta, Magnoliopsida, Malvales, Malvaceae. Bases 1 to 357 code for a protein of 118 amino acids.
AUGACGGAUUUGAGAGCAAUGUUCGCUCGACUUAGUCUAUUUGAUGAUGGAAGUUUGUUAGCUGAGUUGCAAAUUGAGAGUGGCAGUACUUUGGAUUUUGGGCUAAAUAGUGAUGGUGUUCUGUGUUUCCGAGGUCGAAUCUGUGUGCCAAAUGACUCUGAUUUAAGGCAGUUGAUUCUGAGGGAGGCACAUAAUAGCCCUUAUGCUAUGCAUCGCGGUGGUAAUAAAAUGUACCAUGAUCUUUCUAAGUUGUAUUGGUGGCCAGGAUCGAAGCGUGAAGUUACUGAUUUCAUUGCUCAUUGUCUGACGUGUCAGCAAGUUAAGGCUGAGCACCAAUUGCCUUUGAGUUUGCUAUAG